This is a messenger RNA of Cuscuta campestris, 3954 nucleotides long. NCBI's taxonomy places the organism in Eukaryota, Viridiplantae, Streptophyta, Magnoliopsida, Solanales, Convolvulaceae. The record is from the annotation of a GenBank genome assembly.
CGUAGCUUACGUCAUUUUCUCGUGGGUUUCUUCCUCAACCAUCGCCCUCCAGACAUCGGACCCAUCUCCUCCGCCCCGCACCGGAAUCUCUCUCUCUCCCCCCCCGUAUCUACAUAUAUAUACGCGCAGUUAUACGUAUGUAUAUCUUUCUCUCAGGUAUUGCGAUUUAGUCGGAGAAGUGGGGGCAAGUUCGCAACUAUCGAAGCCCCACCUCAAUCUUUGUUCCCUAUCUCGAUCCAGGUAGAACCGUAAACCCUAGCGCUGAAAUCGUAAAAAGAUCGGAGCACGAGAGAAAUAUGAAAGAAAGUUUGUGUAUUUCGAAAUAAAAAGUUGAGAUUGCGGCUCUGGUUUCGAGAAAUCUUUGUUGUAAAUUCUAUAGAUCAUCGCGUGGAUGUGUGAGUUUGAGUUAGAAUUUGUAUGAAUGUCUUCUUGAAUGAUACUUUGAUGGAGUGGAGCUAGGAUUGAUUGUUGGUACGAUUUUUACCAUUUCUUAUAUGAUUCUUAUUCCGCUGUUCGUGAUAAUGGGGGUGGCGGCAUUAACUAAUUAUGAUGAUUGGUGACUGAGUUAUAGUGAAUGUAUUGUUUAUUUGCCUCUCCAGGGGUUGAUUAUUAAUCGGCCACGGUUCGUGAUAAUGAAUACGAGUAGAUAGAUUGUUGGUUGUUGUGGUGGGCAAUUCUCAGUUUAGAUUAUGCUUGUAUUAGCUGGUGUGGGAAAGUUAUCACCCCAUAAUUCAGAAUGAGUCUUCUUGACAGUGAAGAUCGAGAGUUGCCGGAUUGCUCCUCUGGUUUAAAUAGCGAGACGCAUUCAAAAUUAUCUUACACAAGAGAGUUCCUUUUGUCAUUGCGUGAGUUGGAGAUAUGUCAGAAGCUUCCAACUGGACUUGAUCAAUCAAUUCUUAGUGAAUUGGAGAGUGUGGUUGCACCUGAUUGCCAAAGAACUGCUGGUGGAUUUCCUUCACAAGGCUUCAGACGCCAUGAGUAUGGUUCAUCCCCACCUAACAGAGGAGUUUCUGGACGAUGGGAAAACCGUUUUUCUGCUCGCAGUGAUCAAGAAAGUGAUGCACAAUCUGUUCGGGAUUCAGAACCUAGUAGGCGUCCUGGCAAUCAAUUCCGGCGGUUUGGGCGGAGUUCUGAGCAUGAUGGGCUUCUUGGAAGUGGUUCUUUCCCAAGACCAUCUGUUUACACACCAUCCGGAGUGCCUACUCCAAAACCACGGGGCAAUGAUAGUUAUCAAUUUAAUAAGAGCAAUGAGCCUUAUCAUCCUCCCCGCCCUUACAAGGCAGGACCUCAAUCUCGCAGAGAUGCGAGUGAUUCAUUCAACAACGAGACAUUUGGUUCAGUUGAUUGUGCAAGUGAGGAUAGAGUGGAGGAGGAGAGGAAGAGGAGAGCAUCUUUUGAGUUGAUGAGAAAGGAGCAACAUAGUGCUGCUUCCCAAAAGAAGCAGAUAUUGAAUCUGGACGAAGUUGAAACUGAAUGUGCCUCGGACUCAGUCAUGUCUGCAUUGGCAGAAGAUGUUAAAGAGGAUGAAAAACUCUUCGGAAGAAAGGAAUCAGAUGCAUCUACCACUCCACUUGAAACUGAUAAUGGUUCUGGGAAAUCUUCUGUUUCUCUAGGUUCAGUGUCAAGACCACUUAUACCCCCAGGUUUUAAAAGCGCCCUCUUGGAAAAGGAUUCUGGACAUAAAGUUUUGACUAACGCUUCUUUGAAAAAGGCUGGAAAACCUGAAACCGUGGAAAGCUUAGUACAUUCUGCGGUGGACCCCAUACAAAAUGUCAUUUUUGAUAGCUUAGAGGGAAAGGCAGCUCUAUCAUCACAAAAUCUUGUCUCAAUUGACCAACAGCUUGAUGAUAAAAGCAUGAAUGCACCUCUUUUGAAGAAGGGUGAUCAGAUAGAUCAUUCUAAUAAAAUGGAUUGUAUGGGUGAGAGCAUACAUCAUCCGUCAGGUAUUUUGGGUACCAAACAACUCAAGGAAAAUCCUGAAAUCAUAGGGCUUAGUGCUGUAUUUUCACCGGAGGAAUUCGAAGAUAAAUCUAACCUGAAUCAGUCAGCAUCUAUACUGGAUAAAAUUUUUGGAAGUUCUACAUCAUUGGCUGUUGAUGAAUAUGAGUACGAAGAUACAAAUCCUGAUGAUAAAAGGAGCUCAAGAAACAUUAAAUCUUCGAAGUUUGCACAUUGGUUCUCUGAAGAAGUAGAAGCCAAGCAAGGAGGUGAUUCCACAUCUAAUACACCAAGUGAUUUACUUUCAUUAAUUGUGGGCGGUGAUAACCACAUACCACAAGUUUGUGAUGUUAUGUGCUCUGGUGAUACCCCCGAUACCAUUAUGCCUAAUGUACUAGCUGCUGCAACACCUGAGAAUUGUGAACCACCACAAUGUGCAUCUAAUAGAGACAAGGUGGUCCCAUCCGUCCUUACAUGUGAAGAUCUUGAGCAGACUAUUUUGUCAGAGUAUAGUGAAAACAGUUCGAAUUUGCAAUCACUGUUUCCAGGUUGGAGUACAAAUCCUGUGCCCGAAGAACCAAGAAAGGGGCCUGUUGAUGAUCACGCGUCUCAGCACCUUCUUUCUUUAUUACAUAAAGGACCAGAUCUUGGUAACAAUAAGAUUUCUAAUUCUUGUGCUGAAGAUAAUAGUAAGUCAGUGGAAGAAGGAAGUCACACUCUUGGUAAAACAAUAACUCUUGAAACACUUUUUGGAACUGCAUUUAUGAAUGAGCUACAAUCCAUGCAAGCUCCUGUUUCUAUCCAGAGUGGCUCAAAUGCUUUUGGACAGAUUGAUAACAUGGGAGGUUCCAGAAGUGUGAGUAAUGACAAUAGUAUCUUUGUUGAUAGAGAGAGAACAAAUAAACUUGAUAAUCCAGUGUUAUUAGGGUUUGAUGAUUCUCUAACUGACCCUAACUCAAAGUACCAAACUGAUUGGACUUCGUUCAAAAAUAAUGAUCCUGAUGGGCUACUAGGAUUACGGUUGCCCAAAGAGGAUAGCUUAUUAUUUAGUGGUGGAAACACAGUACAUCCCCAGGUUCCACUGCAUGCGGAUAAUAUAAACUUGAAUAGAGGUGAGUUCUUGUUACCUGGUGCUACAGUUGGUCCAAGAGGUGUGCCCUUUCUACAUAGCUCUCAAGAUCAUCAUUUGGAGCCUGAGAUGUUCCAAAAUCUUUCCGCUCAACCGUCAUCUUCACAGUUUUAUCCCAUGCAAAUGACUCAAGGGAGAUCAUCAUCCAUUCAUCCAUUUGAGACACUUCCUGCACAUUCAAAUUCACAGAUGAAUGUUAUGGGUCCAGAUAUGGCAAGGAACCAGUUUUCUGGAAAUAUGAUGCGUCAACCGUUUCAUCAAACAGGGUUUGAUCUUCUUAACCAACAUCCUACAUUGAAGCAACAGGUGCAAAUGCCAGGAAAUUAUCCCCACUUGCUACAUGACCAAAUAAGAAGUGGUCCCAUGUCUCAUCCUGGCGGCAACCAGCCAGCUUCUCUUUUGCAGGAACGGAACCCAAUGCAAGGGUUAUCAUAUGGGAUGCAGCCACCCAACAUUGACGGUUUUGGGGUUCCAAUGCGAGCUGAUAUUAUAAACCGUGGAACUAAUCAACCUCCGGGAGCAAUCCAGAGACUUCUUGAGAUGGAAGGCAGGGGGACCUCGAAGCAAAUGCAUCCUUUUGCUGGUGCUGGCAAUAGCCAAGGAAUGUAUGGUCAUGAGCUUAAUAUGGGUCAGCGAUAUAGAUAGAUACAGAGAGGUACAAAUGUUUGGAUAUUUACGUUUUUAAGGGCGGGUGGGCAGGACGGAGUCGAGUUUGUGCAAGUCUUUCUAUUGAAGAUGCAUGUAUAAAAGAAGCUACAAAGCAUAGGAGAAGGGAAGGCCAAUUCCCUUCACAACUUGGAAGCACUAUUAAUGGCUACCAAAGCAUAUUAUUCUAUGUAUUGUGUGCUCUUCCUAUGUUAACUCUAUAAUAAACUUAUAAUUUUCUC